Molecule: messenger RNA, 2436 nt
Organism: Meloidogyne enterolobii
Lineage: Eukaryota; Metazoa; Nematoda; Chromadorea; Rhabditida; Meloidogynidae
Source: the annotation of a GenBank genome assembly
AUGGAAACGUUUCUAAACCGGCUGAGUCGUACACUUUGUGAAGCAGUCAAUGAACAGGAUAGACGUGUUGCUGAAGAGACGCUUUCAAAAUUGAUUGACUCUAACCAGUGUCUGCAACAUUGUCUUUUGCUUUUGGAAAGUGGAGAGCAACCUUAUGCACAAGUUGUUGCGAGUGGAGCUUUGAAGCGCUUGUUAAACAAAAAAGUCAGUUUGAGCCUUCAGGACCGUCUUGAAUUAAGUCGUUAUUUGUUGAAAUACCUUGUUGACCGUCCUUCUCUUCCUCUCUACAUUCAGAACCCUUUGUGUAAAUUGUAUGCUUAUUUGACCAAAAUUGGAUUGUUGGAGAAAGACCAGACUGGAACAUUUCAUUUUCAAAUGCCGAUAGAUCAAAUUUUGACUUUGGCCAAGGAGCCUACAGCAGAAGGAACUAUAGGCUUAAAGUUGUUAAAUUCUUUGGUCGAAGAAAUGAAUUUGGAGGAAGGCUUUGAAUCUGUUAGCAAGCAAAGAAAGAUUUCUGGUUCUUUUAGAGAUACUCGACUUUUGGAUAUUUUUAUUGUUUCGUUGGAUAUUCUUAAACAAGCUGCUGAAGCAAAAACUUUGAAUGACUCUAUGUUAUCAUAUAUCACAUUAGCACUUGAUCUCUCCUUUGCUUGUACUAAUUAUGAUUUUUCGGGUAUUGUAAAUGAUGAGACUUUGGAUGAGGGCAAUAAUGUCCAAAUACCUACAAAAUGGCGGCCAGGUUUCCUUCUAAAAUUUGGACUGAAAAUUUUUAUUUUUUCAGUUUUGGUAGAAAAACAAGUUGUUACAAUGUUUUUUGAUCUCUAUUUUGUUUUGCCUGAACAAAUUAUUUCUAAAGCUUUUUUAACUUUGGUUCAAUUAGUCUCUAUCCGCCGUCUUCUCUUCGAUGGUGUUGAUCGUCUCAAAUUUUUGGAUUCUUUUAUUUGCGGGUUAAAAAGGGUGCUGGAAAGUCCACAAAAACUGAGCUAUCCGGUUUGUAAAUUUUUUUUUAAUUUUUUUUUAUUUUUUUUUGAAAAGUUGUUACAAUUUCUCUUAACCUUUGUUUUAGUCCUUUUGUAUAUUUUUAUUAUUGUGUUAUUUUCUUUUGUUCUUUUGGACAAUUUCCACCAAUUUUGCCGUAUUUUAAGCCGUUUAAAGGCUAACUAUCAAGUCUCAGAAUUAGUUAAAUGUGGAGAUCAAUUUAAUAAUUUGUUGGAAUUAUUAACAGUAUUUACUCAACAAAGUCUUCAAAUGUCUCAUUUAUUUACCCAAAGCAGUAUUUUUUAUUUAAUGUCUUUUUGGAGUAGAAUGGCUGGUUCGCUUACUUAUGCGAGGGUUGAUGUUGAUUUGAUUUCGGCUGCUAUCCCAAAAGUAUGUUCUGCCUUUAUCCGUUCGAGAGUGUUGUUAUCUGAGAAUGUUGUUAGAGGAAAUAUUGAAGACCCUCUCGAAGAUUUGGGUUCAGUUAAGCAAUUAAUGGAGCUUUUUACUGUUAUAUCCCGAAGUGAUUAUAAAACAUCGGUAGAAGAGUUGGUCAGAAAUUUUGAAGAAAGUUUGGGUGUUUUGUUUAGACAGGGAGUUAGUAAUCAGGAUCAAUUAAUAGCCAGGAAACAAUUAAUUUGGUUAAUUACAAUGAUGGCUGCUGGCAUAAAUGGGAAAGGUUCUGCUGGUUAUGGGGAUGAUGAAGAUGUGUAUGAUGGAGAAGUUGUGUUUAGAGUUUGGAAGACAAUGCAAAUGACUGACCAACGCUUAGAAAGUCAACAACCCGGUGCUGUUGAUAUUCAAUUAGAAUUUGCUUAUAUUUAUUUAAUGGAUGAAUUUAGAAGAACUUGUAUUACAGACCAAGCUGUACGGGAAAGUAAACUUUAUGAAAAACUUGCUCCUUUGGGAAUUAAUGAUGAAGUUGGUGUUUUGAGGUUUUUUGCUCAGAAAAUAAUAACAAAUUUAAAAUUUUGGGGAAAAGAUGAAAGAAUAUUAAAUUCAACAUUAGCUCUUUUAAAUGAUUUAACUGCUGGUUAUUCAAAUAUUAGACGUUUAUUAAAAACACAAGAAAUUCAAUUAUUAUUGAGGAAUCAUGCUGUUUUUGAUUUUGUUGCUACCAACGAAGAUAUUUCUAUAAUGCGUUCUAGAACAAAUUUUUAUUCGUCUUUGAUGCGUUUAGUCAAUAUUGAAUUGGAGGAAGAGCCAGCCUUUUUUGAUGAAUUUAUGGCUCCGAUUACAGUUAAAUUCAAAGAAAUUUCUGCAAUAUUUCAAAAUGGCAAUAUAUCCUCUUCUGUUAAUGAAACUCAAAUUCGAAUGGCUGUUAUUGGAUUUAUGCGUGAUUUGCGAGGAAUUUCUGCAUCUUGCACGCGGAAACAAUUUUAUUUGAAUUUUUUGUUGUGGUGGUAAGUUCUGUUUUGUUUUAAUUAAAUUCUGAUUUUUAUCUACUAUAGUCAUUUUUGU